Topomyia yanbarensis is the source of this 3425-nucleotide messenger RNA. RefSeq lists its product as uncharacterized. The transcript is spliced from 6 exons. Lineage: Eukaryota; Metazoa; Arthropoda; Insecta; Diptera; Culicidae. Bases 742 to 3150 code for a protein of 802 amino acids. The record is from RefSeq and is a predicted model, not a curated record.
GUUGAAGGAAAAACUCGAAAAAAGACUCUUCGUGCUGCCUUUCCAGUCAGAUUCCAUUCAGCCCACCAGUUGUUGUGUGGUUGUUGAAUGGAUGAGGUGUACCUAGGGGCUUUACUCGCACCGGGUUUUAGGUUUAGCAGUGAGUGAAUUCUUUGAUCAUCUAGAGGUCAACUUCUCUGGCUUAUUAUCAUACGAGAAGGAUGUUUUGAAUUCUUAUUGGGAUUAUUGUGAGUGAUUGUGCAACUUGUUCCUUCUGUUGUUGGAUAAAAUUGGUUGAAUUAUGUUGAUUCCAAGGAAGUAAAGGGUUGCUAAAACAGGAAAAACCAUCCUUCGCUUCUACUACCUAGUGGCUUGGUGUGCAAUAACUGUUAUAAAGAAAUACGGUUAAGAGGCACGGUAAUUUGUGUAAAGAAGUGAUCGUCACCAACUUGCCUCUUCUGGGAUACACUCCGUUCAAAGAAGAAAAAGUAUAAAGACGUGGAAUAAAAGCGCAGCGCAUGAACGAGAUCGUAAAGCGGAUAUCUUUACAAACACCAUAAGAAGUGGACGCGCGAAGGAUUUUUCUCAGCACUCAAUUGGAAUUUCUGCUAAUCUGUCUGUCGUAGUGUAUAGCGAACUGUGCAGACAGAACUACGAUGGUGCAAAGGAGGUCUUAAAGACCAUGUGAUCACCGAACUGCUGCCUUUGAUGCUGAUGCGCUAGAUUUGCCGGCCACCAGUGGUCUAUGUGGGCAUACGAACUAUGGCACUGCGAUUGCGCAAGGAUGUUCAGAAGGCAUCCUACUACGUGUGGUUUCUCGGAGCACAGGAGGCGAAAGGACUUCGUGGUUCGCGAGUUCUUCUUCCGGUAAUUCCUCGCUUGAUCGAAAAAUCCAAGGAACAUGAACCACUUAAAAUCACGCUACAGAUAUCACACAAGGGCUUGAAGAUUGUACAGGGUUCGGCAAAGCAUUUCAUCCCUCAUGGUGCUAUAACAUGUUCUGUACAGGCAGAAGAUAUUGUAGCGUGCAUCCUGCUGCUGUACAACCCAGCUACCAAAUGCCCGCUUCACGUGCACGCAUAUCGGUGCGACUCGGAGACUACCGCCCAGGCGCUGAAUGACCAGCUGCAGAUACUAAUCAAUCGACCAGAUAAUCAGAAACGAUUCGCUGAGUUAGAAACUAGACUGGGUUUACCUGCGCAAUUAACAGCAUCGGUAGUGACUGCGGCUCCGGAAAGAAAGCAGCAAAAACAGCAGAUGCCUAGACGAUUUGAUUCGCCACGUCGAUUUGACUCAUCACACGGAAGUGACACGGGUACUAGUACUAGAGAAUCGGAAUGCAGUGAAGAGCAACAGCACUCGCCGACCGGUCCCUUAUCGCCGAUUUCUAACCAAUCUAAAUUGUAUGAUUCGUUGGCUGCAGAGCUGCGCGAAAAGUUAAACGGAGGAGUUCCCCUGUUAUUGCCGGCAAAGGAUAGCGAAAAGACGGCUACUAACGAUUCUAGAAGAUGUCGAAACCCUUGCAUCGUGGGAUCGGUUACGUCGGUGGGUAACAAGAACGGUGUGUCAUCGCGUGGUUCUUCCGGAAUCGGAUCCGAUUUGGCUCCCAGUCCAGAACGACAGGAUGCUCAUAGUUCUAGCGACGAGGAAUGGGUCAAUGAUCCUCAAGUUUCCUUCGCAAGUUCAUCGCAUCAGCGUGUGUUAAGUAACCGAGCUAAGGAGCGGUACCCGGAAGAUCCGAUGUCUCGUCCGAAUAAGUAUCGGGAACCUCCAACGUCAUAUCUGUACCCGAAUGUGCGACAGGAGCAUCAUCACCGUUUCCAACGUUCGUCCAGUCGGGAAGAAGACAACAGUCUGCGUGGAUCAGUCAAUUCUCGCGAGGAAGAUGUUAAGCCUAUCAUUACGAAACCAACUCCAUUGCAGACCCGGUUCAGAGAUGCAUUCAACAAUGAACCGUUUGCAGCUGAAGACCGCAAAAAAAAGAUUACGAUCGAUGAAAAGCGAUACGAGCACGAAAUUAUGCAUAGGAAACCGAUUUACCCUGAUCGGUAUCUUGAAAACGAGCGAGCCGAAAAUUUCCAAUUUAAAAAGUCACCAACGAGUGCGAAGUAUUACGAUGGAUAUGAUAAUGAGAAAAGCCAUUACCGCGAGAACUUGACCGACCGUCAAAAAUAUAGGGAAAUCAUUUCCGAAUCCUCAAAAUAUCGCGAAGAAUCGCAUAAACAAAUGGGCUACAGGGACGAAUAUAGAGAAUAUUCCCCAGAAAGGACACAAAGCAGAAAUAAAUAUCCACCUUCCUACGAUGAUCAUCGAGAUUUCAAGAUUGAGCGCGAGUUCCGAGAACAUCCUCGCAAUUCAUCAAACAGAGAACAUCACUAUGUUCGCGAUGGAAGCCCCGAUGAACAGUUCAGGGGUGGUUUCAAUGAUCGUAGACCUUGCAGAGAUAGCGAUCCCAACACGUAUAGAGAUCAGAUGGAACAGGUAGGCAAAGCGCCCCUGUCUCGUUUCAAGUCCUCGGACGAUUCGAAACGUAAUCGCGAGAAAUACGAUGAUCGUUGGGAGCGUCAUCCUAUGUAUCCGGAGGAUAAUGGUUCUGACGAAAAAUACCGAGAUGUGUCAUCCCGCUACCGAGAUGACAUCAGAAAAUCUCCGAUUAUCAAAAGUGUCGAAGUACGAACGAAAACAGUAGAUAUUAAAACUAGUUCCCCUGAAUCUACCAUACGCAAAGUGUCUCCGAAAGACAGGUUCCAAAAUGCGAAAGAGAAGUUCCAGCAAAUGGAACGAGAACGUCAUGAGCAAGAGCGUAUCGAACGGGAGCGUCACGAACGGGAGCAAUUGAUUCACGCGAAACGUGCAGCGGAAGCACCGAGAAGAAGUUCUCUGGAGGCGGUAGUCGUGAGCUCCCGUGACAGUAAUGAUUGGAGUUCGGACGAAGAAGAUAUUCCGCCGAGAGGACCCGUCCGCUCAUCUAAUAGUGUCGGUUAUCGUGAGGUAGAGACAACCGAUUGCUAUCCGGGAUUGGAUCGUGAGCCGAUGUCAGCGCGUAUAGUGCCUGCAAAAAGCCUUGGCAAUUUGUCCAAAGGCUAUCGCCAUAGCUACGCUGAGCCACGGCCGCCUCCAGUUUCGCGAAGCAGUGGUCGUGUUGGGCUAGCCGCGGUUAAACCGUAUUGAAAUUUUCUAUAGCUGGUUUAUUAAUGGUGUUACUGUUGAAUACAGUUGUAAUAUAUAAGUAUGUUAAUGUGCUAACGCUAUCGUCGGUUUUGAAACAACACAAAUCAACUAGCGAAACAUCUAGAUCGAUUACACCUCAUGCUCACGCAGAAUACACAUAACUUGCAUGUUUUCAAGUGCCUUAUAGAAAUAAACAGCAUAAUAGCAUUGAUGUAAACUCACUGUAAAUCCGCAUCUGAAUAUAUUCACAAUAAAUGAUUGAAUAGUAGCGCGAA